GCAAUUUUUAUCGCGCGGUAGUAGUCACCCAGAAGUAAAUAGCCCUUCCCUCACAUCCCCUUUUCUUCGUAAUACCGUUUUUUACUCAGUUGAAAGAUGCCUAGUGUUGACUGGAAGAAUCUCCCCGAAAACGAAGAAGAUAUCAACUUUGACGAUAUUUAUGAGAAGCAUAAAGUUGUUUCUGACAGUGACUUUGACCAUAUCGUUGUAGUUGAUGGCGCACCCAUCGUUGACGAAGCAAAGGAGGAAAAAUUGGUUGCUGUCCUCACCAAAUUAUUUACAAAAGGUGCUGGUGAGAUCAAAGAAAACGGCUUUUGGAUGCCCAUGACUACCAAUGAGGAAGGAAAGAAGACUAGCUUAGGUUACCUCUUCAUUGAAUUUAAAUCAGCUGAAUCAGCACAUGCCGCCGUUAAAAAUUUGGAUGGCCAUAAACUCAGUAAAACGGUAACACUCUCUGUCAACAAAUUCACCGAUGUCGAGAAAUACACAGACAUGAAUGAACAAUAUGUUGAACCUGAAAUCGAGCCUUACACACCUAAAGAACAUUUGAAGAGUUACUUGAUGGAUCCUCAAGCACGCGAUCAAUUUGUCAUGUACAAAGGAGACGAUGUUUCCAUUUUCUGGAACAGAAAGACUGAAUCUCCUGAACAUGUUUAUUCCAGAACUAACUGGACCGAGACUUAUGUACAAUGGUCCCCUAAAGGUUCAUAUCUCGCUACAUUCCAUACACAGGGCAUUGCACUCUGGGGUGGUCCUUCUUGGAACAAGAUUGUUCGUUUUGUUCACCCGGGUGUCAAGUUGAUCGAUUUCUCUCCUAAUGAGCGCUAUCUUGUCACUUGGUCUAAUGAACCUAUUUCAUUAGCGAGAUUGCCUGAAACCGGCCAUCCUUAUUCAGAUUAUGACGAAGGUAAUCAAGUUGUUGUUUGGGAUAUCAAAACGGGUGAUUUGCUCCGUAGUUUCCCUCUCGUACAAACUUCAGAAGAACAAAAGACCGUUCGCUGGCCAAUGUUCAAAUAUUUUGCUCGUGUUGUGCCUGGCCAGCAAUUAUCUGUUUACGAAGCUCCCUCUAUGGGUUUGGUCGGAAAGAAGUCUAUCAAGAGUCCUGGUAUCGUCGACUUUGAAUGGUCUCCUGCAAAGUCUGGCGCUUCUGACGUAAAGGUUCCAAACAAGGAAGAUAUUUUGGCUUAUUGGACUCCUGAAAUUGGUAACCAACCUGCUCGUGUUGUCAUGAUGUCCAUUCCCUCGAAAGAAAUUCUUGCUACCAAGAACUUGUUCAACGUCUCCGAAUGUAAGUUAUAUUGGCAAAAUCUUGGCCAAUUCUUGGCUGUCAAGGUGGAUCGUUAUACCAAGACCAAGAAGUCUACUUUCGCCAACAUUGAAAUUUUCCGUGUCAACCAAAAGAAUAUUCCUGUUGAAACCAUUGAAAUGAAGGAUCCUAUGAUUGCCUUUGCCUGGGAACCUUAUGGCACCCGUUUCGCUUGUAUUACUACCAAUGACCCCAACUUUGGUACAGCUCCUGCCAACGGUCAAGCAGCUGUUACCCUCAAGACCGAUGUCCAAUUCUUCUAUCUCGAUGAUUCUAAGAAGGCCAAUGCAGGCUUCAAAUUGAUGAUGUCGAUACCUAAGAAGACUUCUAACUAUCUCUUCUGGUCUCCCAGAGGUCACCAUAUUGUCUUGGCCACACUACGUUCCUCCUCAGUUUCUGAUCUCGAAUUUUACGAUAUUGAUUUCGAACCUCUCAGCAGCGAUAAAAAGAACAAAAAGGUUGGCUCUACUAUUCAGCUUUUGGCCACACAAGAACACUACGGCGUCAGCGACGUAGAGUGGGAUCCUACGGGUCGUUACGUUGUUACAGCUGCCAGUAUGUGGCGUCAAUCUUCUGCUGAUCAUGGCUUCUGUAUUUGGGAUUUCAAGGGUCAACUCUUAUUCAAGCAAAAUAUCGAAAACUUCAAGCAGCUCUUAUGGCGUCCUCGUCCUCCUAGCCUCUUAUCUCAAGAGGAAAAGAAAAAGAUCAAGAAGAACCUCCGUCAAUACUCUAAACAAUUCGAAGAGGAGGAUCUUGCCAUGGGUGAUGCUAACGCCGCUAAACUCCGUGCUGAGCGUAGAAAGGCCGUUGAAGAAUGGUAUGCAUGGAGAAAGGCAACUGAGCGUCAAUUGGAGGAAGAACGUAAGGCUAUGGGUAAGGAACUUCAAACAACCGAUGAAGGCAAAUCUGAAGUGGUCGAAGAAUGGGUUGAAGAAGUUAUUGAAGAACAUGAAGAGAUCGUUGGAUAAGAGUUUUUGUAGUAUACUUUAUAUUUUUCUGUUUUUUAUAUUUUUCACCCAUUUCCCAUUUAGUAAUAAAACCAUUUGCAACCUUAAGCAACAAGAUAGACAUUGUAUAAAAAGAAAAAAAAAAAAAUAUACUUUUUAAAAAGAAUUUUAUUCAAAAGGGC
Mycotypha africana is the source of this 2435-nucleotide messenger RNA. Its product is annotated as eukaryotic translation initiation factor eIF2A-domain-containing protein. Gene Ontology annotation, cellular component: eukaryotic translation initiation factor 3 complex. The transcript has 4 exons. The coding region runs from base 97 to 2274 and encodes 725 amino acids. Gene Ontology annotation, molecular function: translation initiation factor binding; RNA binding; translation initiation factor activity. NCBI's taxonomy places the organism in Eukaryota, Fungi, Mucoromycota, Mucoromycetes, Mucorales, Mycotyphaceae. Gene Ontology annotation, biological process: translational initiation. The record is from RefSeq and is a predicted model, not a curated record.